Molecule: messenger RNA, 804 nt
Organism: Canariomyces notabilis
Lineage: Eukaryota; Fungi; Ascomycota; Sordariomycetes; Sordariales; Chaetomiaceae
Product: lytic polysaccharide monooxygenase
Exons: 5
Coding region: 1-804 (267 amino acids)
Source: RefSeq, a predicted model, not a curated record
AUGUGGUCCUCCUCCAUCGCACUCGUUGGCGCUGGCCUGGUGCUCACGGCGCACUGCCAUCUUCUUCAGGGCAUUCUUCUCGUCAACGGCACUGAGACCAAAGAAUGGCAAUACGUUCGCAACGUUGCCGGACUGUUUGACAUCGAGGACGAGGUCCUGAAGGAAUAUCCCUGGCUCCAGUACAACAAAAUGCCUCCGCAAUAUGACAUCUACAACACCAACAUUACGUGCGGCCGCAACGCCUUCAGUUUCGCAUCCCAGACCGAAACAGCCGAUGUGCUUGCUGGUUCCGAAGUUGGCUUCCGCGUCUCGUAUGACGGAAUCUCGGAUGUAGGCCCAGGCAAGAACUACUACGGCGAGCCCACCUUUUGGCACGAGGGCCCUGGCAUGAUAUACCUUUCGCGCGCCCCAAAUGAUGAUCUCGAACACUACAGCGGCGAGGAUGGCGAGUGGUUCAAGAUUGCGUACGCAGGGCCAAAAUCGAAGGGCGAGUGGCUGCUGCCCGGAACGCGUGAUUUCAACUUCACGAUUCCGCUAACCACACCACCUGGAAAAUAUCUCAUGCGCACAGAGUACUUCAUGCCUUACUACUAUUUGGACAAGGCCCAAUGGUAUAUCAACUGCGCCCAGGUGAACAUCAUCGGGCCAGGCGGAGGGAAACCGACCGAGUUUGCCAAAUUCCCCGGUACCUACCAGAUGGAUGACCCGGGUAUUUGGGUCCCAGACAACCAGUUUGGACAGGGAUCACCUGAUACGGACUUGAGCCAGUAUCUGCCUCCUGGGCCCCCAGUCUGGAGAGGCUAG